UAAUGAAGCACGCAACAGAAAAGGAUACAUCUUCAGAAAAAAAUGGACUGAAAACAAAUAUCUGCAAAACAGAACACAACCUUGCAGGACAGAUAGAGAGCAGGUAUGUCCUGUGUUGGUCAAGAGAAGCAGAAGGAUGACGGUGAGCAGCAGAACGUGAGAAGGAGAGCGCUGCUGCAGACCCGACAUCGGGCCACAAUUGCGGAUCUUUUCGAGGCACUGAAAAAUAUGGUGUGUCCAUCCAGUCAGUCCAGUCAGAACGGUGAAGCUUCUUCUAAUCAAGGAAGUCCUGCCAAGUGGAAGAUCCUAGAUCAUGCCAUGGGAUUUCUUCUGGAGAAGGAGGCUUACCUGAGCAAACUCCUUGUACUGAAAGAAGCUUAUCUUGAUGAUGAUGGAGGACCGAAGAGUUUGGAAGACGUGCGAGAUCAGUAUAGGAGGCGCUUUUCUAAACAUGACAGUUUGCACAUCAGGACACACAGCUGUAGAGCUUGGGUACCUGAUGUAAAUGAGGACCACGAGAACAGUGAGGUGGACUUAACUGAUGAAGAAACGGACGAGCUGCUUCAGUCCCAGUCAUCUGGGUCAUCUGUCCACAACAUCCAGGAGUUUGAGGGAUAUCUCUUUUUCUACAGUAGGACUCUUGAGGUUCUUUUGCGCAAUGGAGUGCUCACGCCAGAUCAGACAGGUCUUUCUGUAGUGUCCGAGGCCAUCUCAGGUCUGUGGAGCUCUCUACCUUCAGAGCGAAGGGCAGAAGCACAGCAGCAGGCUCUCGACCAGAGCUCUGUCUUAUGGGAAGGCCAAGCUGAGAUCAGCGCCUCACCUCUCACCAGCUUAAAUCCAUCUGCAGCUUGUGUUCUUGAGGAGGAUCUACUACAGGAUGCUUAUGAUGUGGUGCAGAGAGAUAUGGAUGCUGCUUCAGUAAACGGGCCUGACGCACUGCAGAGCCGUGACCAUGAGAAGCUGAGGCAAAUCUACAAGAACAUCUCAGGCUUCAUCAAGAACCACAUGGCUGAGGAUCUGGAGCUUCCGCAGGAUCCAUCCCAAGCAGCUGAUUAUGAAGAGCAUCUCCUGAGAUGUUCAGAAAGCUUCGAUGAAGAUUUCUAGCCAGUUCCUUCAACCUUCGUUACGGUUACUUUCCAUUUUAUU
This is a messenger RNA of Neoarius graeffei (lesser salmon catfish), 1146 nucleotides long. Its product is annotated as stimulated by retinoic acid gene 8 protein-like. The transcript has 9 exons. Lineage: Eukaryota; Metazoa; Chordata; Actinopteri; Siluriformes; Ariidae. Gene Ontology annotation, biological process: cellular response to retinoic acid; meiotic cell cycle. The record is from RefSeq and is a predicted model, not a curated record. Bases 106 to 1104 code for a protein of 332 amino acids.